AGCAGCGCCUGUCCAGCAUCCCGGCAGCUCACUGGCGCAGGAGUGUGUUUGACUGAUGAAGUGGCCGCAGACGCAGAGGCUUUGCUGCCUGCAGCACAGUAAUUAAUAAUAAGCCAAAGCAAACAUGCACCUCAGUGGCAGUUAGCCCCCCUCUCCGCGCUUGUCUGAGCUCUCCAACGCCAAUCGUUUGGAGAGGUGCGAGAGAGAGGAAGCCACUCACACGUAAUGAUGCCCGAGCCUCCGCUGAGCCCCUGACCACCUGCCAGUCUGGUUGAGAGCCAGUAAGGCCAGCCGCAAUCGAGCCCUGAGCCAGUGGAAAAAUGGAAGAGAAGCAGAAAACUGGCCUUCCUGGGCAUCCCAACGUACUGGGGAUCAGGACUUGCGGAAUAUAAUGAACUCUGGUAUCGUUUCAUGGCCAUGGACCGACUCGGCAUUGAUCUUCAGAAAGUAUGCGAGCGCAACGGAGGGCGACUAAAGACAGCCACCGUUCUCCAGCUGGGCCAAGGACUGGUGGAUGUUCUGGAGUAUAUUCAUGAGAACGAGUAUGUCCAUGCAGAUAUUAAAGCUGCCAACCUCAUGCUGGGCUGCAGAGACCCUGAACGUGUCUAUCUAGCAGACUAUGGGCUGUCCUACAGAUACUGUCCUGAUGGAGUCCACAAAGAAUACAAGGAGAACCCCAAGAAGGGCCACAAUGGAACCAUCGAAUACACCAGCCUUGAUGCUCACAGAGGACUUGCUCCAUCUAGACGUGGCGACCUCCAGAUUCUGGGUUUUUGUCUUCUUCACUGGCUGUGCGGGUCUCUGCCUUGGGACAAAGUUCUCAAGAACCCAACUCAGGUCCAGGAGGCCAAGGCCAGGCUGAUGGAUAAUCUGCCAGACUCAGUCCUGCAGCUGUCUGCGAGUGGAGCCAGCACAGAUGAGGUGGCCGCGUUAUUCAGUUAUGUAAAAACUCUGGACUACCAAGAUAAGCCAAACUACCAGCAUCUCAAACAGCUGUUGGCCAGUGAUGUCACGGGAAGACUGGAUUUCUCCAUGCCGCCAGGAGCUGCAGGAGAGUCCACCACCAAGGGACAAUACCCCCCCGCCAGGGAAAAGAAAGCAGGACGAGCCAGAGGGCCCCCCAGAGCCAAGGUCGUGAACACUGAGCUGGAUGAUGAACAAGAGGAUGAGACAAAGUCUAAACCGGUGCAAGCUCGCUACAUAAGAGGACCACCGCGUCCCAAACCUCAGUCACAACCGGAAGAGGGAGUUGUGUCUACAGUCAGCAGAUCAUUGAGGCCAAGACCUGAGAUGUCUUAUGGAGAAGAUGACAGUGAAACUGAGGAGGAGGAGGAGGAAGAGGAAGCCAGACCCAGACCCAGACCCAUCCCUGCAUGCUAUCUGAGAGGCCCUCCGAUCGGGCCCAGAGCUCAGCCUAAACAGAAAACUAAACCCAAAUGGAGCAGCAGGAAAACAGACGCCCGCAGCGUGACAUCAGGGGGACAGGAAGGACCACUCCGCGCGCAAAGGAGAAAACGAAUAUUGACCGAGUGUGACGCCGACGAUCGAACACACACAGACUGCGACCAGGGGUGGGCCGUCCUAAAGGAGGGUCACCCUCGGGCCAGGCCAGUGCUCCAGCACAGAGGAGGCCACCGCCAUCGACAGUGUCGCCACGAGGACCUGUGUUAUGAACACAGAUACGGCUGUAAUGAAUGGAACGAGUCUGCUGUCGGAGGUCCAGAACAGGAAUCUGGUCCCACACAGAGCAAGGGUCAGUGUUCUUGGUUUCUCUUUGUGGGUGUCUUCCUUUUCCUGGGAGCUGCUCUCUGUGUCGGUCUCUCUCACGGUGCAUUUAAACCCAUUUGAACAGCUACUGUAAGGGGUUUACUAGUUUCAGCGUUGUCUCUCAAGCGGUUUCCCAAAGUCGAGGUGGCGCCGACAGGAACACACAGCCCUUCUCCUCACUUCUGGGCUGCCAUUUUCACAGUAAUAGGCUGAAAGAGAAGGACAAGUUUAUUCUGCGUAUUAAAUGUUUAAUCCAGAAGCAAGCACUCAUUUCAGACUGGGCUGUAAGAUGAAGGACUCCCAAAUACACUAAAAAAAAAAAAACCAACCAUAUACACAAAUAAAUCUGCCUUUGAAUUAACGCCAUGCUGCAUUGACAGAUAUCCCGGAUCGUACUCCUUUAUCAAACAAGGAGUGCCGGGAGUGAAACAGACUGAAUGCAGCGGAUUGCCGUGUGAACACACUCGGCAGCCUUUCAGCCAAAGAGAAGCUGACAUGAUGUACAAAGCCAUGCUAAUUAAGCUUGCUGAAUCUCUGUUGAGUGUACAGGCCUUUAUGAAGCCCGGUGGAGGCCGCUGUCAGUCACGCUGUGAGACGCACACGUACCUUGCUGCAGUAAGGACACUCUCCAAAAACGAUGUUGAAGCUCUGCCUGCUGGAGGGCAGCGCUCGCAGCCACUGAAGCAAAAGGACAAAGAAAAAG
Molecule: messenger RNA, 2470 nt
Organism: Etheostoma cragini (Arkansas darter)
Lineage: Eukaryota; Metazoa; Chordata; Actinopteri; Perciformes; Percidae
Product: serine/threonine-protein kinase VRK1-like
Exons: 11
Coding region: 412-1848 (478 amino acids)
Biological process (GO): signal transduction; peptidyl-serine phosphorylation
Cellular component (GO): nucleus; cytoplasm
Molecular function (GO): ATP binding; protein serine/threonine kinase activity
Source: RefSeq, a predicted model, not a curated record